Messenger RNA from Trichomonas vaginalis G3, 2615 nucleotides. RefSeq lists its product as uncharacterized. The annotation marks the transcript as partial. Lineage: Eukaryota; Parabasalia; Trichomonadida; Trichomonadidae. The transcript has a single exon. The record is from RefSeq and is a predicted model, not a curated record.
AUGAAUGUCGAUAUUUCUUCCUCCCUUGAAGAGAUAAACGAAGGAGGAAAGAAAGGCAUUAUUUUAAUGAAUAAAAUUAAGCAGGAAAAUGAAUCUCUAUCAAAUGAAAACAUUAAAUUAAUUAAACAAAUUGCAAAAUUGAAGAAUCAAGUAGACAAAGCAGUUGGAUCUUCAACAGAUGCUGAGCAAGUUCGAGUUAGAAACCAGCAAUUAGAGCAGCAACUUCUAAAUGCUAACUCAAAAAGUGCUGAAUUCGAAAAUCGUCUAAAUAUUGCAUUAAAGAAAAUCGACGAGUUACAAAAUUGCAAAGAUCAACAUUCUAAAGUUCAAAAACCUGCUUUUGGCUUAAAUGCAGAGUUAAACGAAAAAAUUAAUACAUUAACGACUCAAGUUAGCGGAUUAGAAGAUCAAUUAGCGAAAGAGAAAUCUGCAAAGUUUGCUCUUCAAACAGAGAUUGAUCAGAUUUAUACAUUUGCCAGCCAAUGUUUUAAAUCAACAAUUCAAUCUUCUGCAUCAUUAAUUGAGAAUAUUCUUAAGCUACAGGAAAUUAAAGAAAAAUACAGUGAUUCCCAAGUGCAAAUGAACCAUUUAUUGAAUAAAUGUCAGAAAUUAAAGCAGCAAAUUAAGAAAAUUGACGAAACAUCGCAAAAUGCUAUUACAUCUAUUAAGUUAGAUAAUGAAAGAUUGGUCAAGAGCUUGGAGAGAUAUAAAUCUGAAAAUAUUAACUUAACUCAAAAUUUAAACGAUUACAGAAAUAAAAUUGCAAAACUUGAACAAGAUAAUAUUGAUUCGAACUCAAAAAUUCAACAGCAGCAAGAACAGUCGAUAAAUUCAAUACGAGAAUUACAAAAUAAACAUCAACAAGAAAUUGAAGCAUUGAAACAGCAAUUAAAGAAUGAACAAGCUAAUAACAAUAAAUUAUCCGGUGAAAUACUGUCAUUAAACCUUAAAAUUGACUCUUCCGAAAAAGAUUUGAAAAUAAUCCAAGAAAAAAUGAAUGUUUUACAAUCAAAAGUUACGAAAUGGAAAGGGAAGUAUCGUGAAGCACAGGAGAAACUUCAAACACCACCACCUCCCCCUCCAAAACCAGAAAUUUCACCAGAAGAGUUUGAAAAAGUUGUGAAAAAGAAUACUGAUCUUUCGAAUGAAAAUGAACAUAUUAAUGAAAUCUUAAAGCAAAAGGAGCUUUUUGAGUCCGAAAUCCAAGCAAAAUUAGCUGAAUCUUAUAAAUGCAUCAAAUACCUCAAGAAGGAAAUCAAAUCAAUAACAGAACUCAAUGAAAUACCAAAUGGAGUAUGGUUGCAUUGUAAAGUUCCCCGAGAAAUUUCAGAUUUCGUUCAUGAAGUUUCAUCCAACCCAGCAACGAAGCUUUCCAUUAAAAUUCCUCAAAUAAUAAACUCCAUAUAUGAGUUUUACAAAGAAAGUAAUGAGAAAUGGGCAAUUUCUGCUCAAAAAGCAAGAGAUGAAUUAGAAAAUUCGAAAAAGAAGCUUAAUAUCCUAACAUCAUAUUUAAGUAGACUAUUCCCUGAUGUUGUUAUUAACUUCGAAGGAAUUGCUGAUGAAGAAAAAAGUCGAGAAAUUCUUCAUACUUCAAUUUUGAAGUGGAAAGAAGCUCAGAAAGACACAAACAUGCAACUAGAUGAACUUAGAAAGUCGGUUAAUGUUCAUUUUGGAGUUCUCGGAGUAGAUUCAUUUUCAGAUGCCAGUAAAGCAGUCACAGAAUUGAUAUUUAAGGCCAAGAAACUAAAGAAAGACAAUAAAUUGUUAUCAAAUCAAUUAUCUCAGUCUCUUCAAAACGAGGAAUCCCUAGAACGCUCAUUAAAGAAGAUUCAAGAUCAAAAAGCCAAAACAUUGGACACGAUUCAUGUUUUAGAACAAGAGAAUACUCAACUUGCCCAAAGAAUCCAUGAAUUAGAGACACUUCCUCCAGAUCCAACGAUGACAUCUCAAAUUCAAAAGCAAAAGCAAGAACUUGUUCAAUUUGAUAAAGUAAUUGGUGAUCUAAAUAUCAAAUUACAAGCAAGUUUGGAUGAAAAUGCUGCUUUGGUUCAUGAAAAUGAACAAUUGAAAUCAGAAAUCCAAGAAGCCAUUGAAAGUAUUAAGAAAUUCAAGGCGCAAGGUGAUAACAUGAAGGAAGAUGCUUCGUAUAAGUAUGAUGAACUUGUUACAAAGAUAAAACAGCAAAAGAAACAAAUUAAAUUUGAAAGAACAACAUUUGAGAGCCAAUAUCAAAAGCUACAAAGCCAAUCUGAGCAGAUUAUAGCAUCUUUGAAGACCCGUAUUGCAGAAUUGGAAUCCGAAAACGAAAAAAUUAAUAAUAAAAAUGUUGACUUGCAAACAAGUCUCAAAACGGCCGAAACGAAGUUCGCCGCACUCCUUGAUGAGAAAGAGAGAGAAAAGAAGAACUUAGAGUCUCAAUUACAGGCAAGAUUAAAUUCAAUGUCAAGUGAUAUGCAUCAUCAAGUCGAAAAUGCACAGAUGAACACAGAUUUGGCUAUGAAACAUGUUAUGCAGACCCUUGUCCAUGCUUUUCCGUUCUUAUACAACUCUGGCUCUGAUUUAUCAAUUUGCGAAUACGAAGGAUACAUUGCAGCACUAAAAGAGAAAUACGAUGA